Penicillium psychrosexuale is the source of this 246-nucleotide messenger RNA. RefSeq lists its product as uncharacterized. The record is from RefSeq and is a predicted model, not a curated record. The coding region runs from base 1 to 246 and encodes 81 amino acids. The transcript has 2 exons. NCBI's taxonomy places the organism in Eukaryota, Fungi, Ascomycota, Eurotiomycetes, Eurotiales, Aspergillaceae.
AUGAAGCAGUUGGCCGACGCCCUGCCUGAUAGCAAUGCGAUCCACGGUUUAAACGUCCUCUUGACUAAGCUCAAGGUUACGCGUGGCGUGAAGGAUUACGGGAUUAAGGAGGGAGAUCUCAUUAAUGCGGUUGAUAUUGCGCUAUCUAAUACUUAUUGGAAUCCUCGCCGAUUGAACGCGCGCCGAUCCGCGAAUUGCUUCGCAGGGUUUGGACGGAAGAGCCAGCACGGGCGGACUUCUCUGUGA